AUGGUUAAAAGUAGCAUUGAUCCAUCCUUAUAUUUUGGCCAUAUAAUAAAUAUAAAAACAUCAAGUGGUGAUAAGUUUGAAGGAGAAUUAUAUUGCUAUGAUACAUGUUCAAAUUUUAUUAUAUUGAAGGAUGAUAAUAAAAAUGGUACAGCAAAUUUCUACAUAAUUAGGACAUAUACUAUUGUGGAUGUAGAAAUAAAAGAAAAGUUAAAAGUAUUAUAUGAAGUGUUACCAAAAAUUGAUAAAACUAUUGUUGAAAAAAUUGAAAAAAAAUCAAUAGAAAAUUUUGAAAAAAAAAAGUCAAGGAUUGGUAUUAGGGUUACACAUGAAGCUCAGGAGUUGUUUGACUUUAUAUGGAAAACGCAUCCAGACUGCACAUGGAGUAAUAGAGAUAUUCUAGUCCUAAAUGGUGAGGUCAGAAUUAAGCAUCCCUAUGGUCCCGAUGAUUGCACAGCAAAAAAUGAAAAAUUAAGAGAGCGUUUCAUCACAGUGGUAAUUAUAAAUAAAUAUCACGAUUUCGCCAAAAGAAAGCCAUGGCUAAUAAGUGAUAAAGAAAGUUAUAUGGAUCUCAAAUCAAAUGAUAAUAAAUUAAACCAACUUUUAACAUAG
This is a messenger RNA of Plasmodium vinckei vinckei, 609 nucleotides long. RefSeq names its product lsm12, putative. Bases 1 to 609 code for a protein of 202 amino acids. NCBI's taxonomy places the organism in Eukaryota, Apicomplexa, Aconoidasida, Haemosporida, Plasmodiidae. The record is from RefSeq and is a predicted model, not a curated record. The transcript has 3 exons.